AUGGGUGUGCUGUUGUUCUUCGCCUUGCAAAACGAAGGGGUUAAUUUGAAGUGCCCUACACCCUUCUGUAUCUGGUCGGAAUCGGCGAUGAGCAGCAAGGCGGCGGCGAUGAGCAACAAGGCGGCAGCGGCGAUCUACUGUGGUGGUCGGAUUCUGUUCCAGCGGCUCCGGUUACUAUGUAUCGGGUCGGAAUCGGCGGAGAAAGUGAAUGGGUGUGGAGAGGGGCCCGGUGAUGGCCGAAAUCUAUGGUUGCGGGUUGUCUUCGUUGUCGGAAAGUCUCUACCUUCAUUGGUGGUUUUCUCAAUUCAGAAAAAAACGAAGAAGGGGGAAAUAGAUUAG
This is a messenger RNA of Lactuca virosa, 339 nucleotides long. NCBI's taxonomy places the organism in Eukaryota, Viridiplantae, Streptophyta, Magnoliopsida, Asterales, Asteraceae. The record is from the annotation of a GenBank genome assembly.